UUCCCCAUUUUCCCCGUUUUGCCCCCGUUUCCCCCCAGCCACCGGGGAGUGGCUGCGAUUCUUCGAGGACGCCGGGAUCCCGCCGGGCCCCGCGCUCGGCUACGCCGUCGCCUUCGUGGACAACAGGAUCCACAAGAACAUGCUGCUGGACCUGACCAGGGAGCUGAUGAAGGAGCUGGGCAUCACCGUGGUGGGCGACGUCAUCGCCAUCCUGCGCCACGCCAAGGUGGUCCACAGGCAGGAGAUGUGCCGGGCGGCCUCGGAGGCGCUGCAGCCCGAGGCUGCCACGGGAUCCCAGCGGGAUCAGCGGGAUCAUGACCGGGAUCAGCGGGAUCACGAUCGGGAUCACCACCGGGAUCACCACCGGGAUCCUGGCGGCGCCGCCGGCAGGAUGAUCACCAACAGCCUGAGCCGGGACCCCGCCCCCCGCGCCCCCCGGAAGCCGCCCGGCGCCGGCAUCUCCGUCACCGUCCCCAACGGGGCCGCCAAGGCCGGCGGAUCGGCUCCCGCGGCGCCGGCGCUGCCGCCCAAGCGGCGCCGGGUGACGGCCGAGGCCGAGGGCCAGUACGUGAUCUCGCUGCCCAAGGGCGCCGCGGCCCGCGGCCGCCAGAUCCUGCGCCUGCCGCCCGCUCCAGGUACGCCCCGGGGGAUCCCCGGUGGAUCCCGGGGGAUCCCUGGUGGAUCCCGGGUUUUGCACUCCCCUCCUGGAUCCUUAUUUUGUCCUGAUGGAUCCCGGGGUUCCCUGCUGGAUCCUGAGGUUCCCUGA
Molecule: messenger RNA, 766 nt
Organism: Passer montanus (Eurasian tree sparrow)
Lineage: Eukaryota; Metazoa; Chordata; Aves; Passeriformes; Passeridae
Exons: 4
Coding region: 140-766 (208 amino acids)
Cellular component (GO): nucleus
Source: RefSeq, a predicted model, not a curated record